Messenger RNA from Culicoides brevitarsis, 1839 nucleotides. It is a transcript of the gene Galphao, whose product is annotated as G protein alpha o subunit. Gene Ontology annotation, biological process: adenylate cyclase-modulating G protein-coupled receptor signaling pathway. Gene Ontology annotation, cellular component: heterotrimeric G-protein complex. The transcript is spliced from 9 exons. Lineage: Eukaryota; Metazoa; Arthropoda; Insecta; Diptera; Ceratopogonidae. The record is from RefSeq and is a predicted model, not a curated record. The coding region runs from base 545 to 1609 and encodes 354 amino acids. Gene Ontology annotation, molecular function: GTP binding; G protein-coupled receptor binding; G-protein beta/gamma-subunit complex binding.
UUUUAGGGCGGCUUUGGAAUAUUCGCACGGAAUAAAAGCGAAAAUUCACGGUGAAAAAUCCAGCGAAAAAAUCCGCAAAAACGCUCGAGAAACGCAGAAAACGCACACGCUGACAUCGUCGGGUCCGGAAUUGCUGGAAACGCGUCGCAAACUUUCGCAAAACGGCACGAGAAAAACAUACUGGACAUCUUUUGACAAAAAAAAAAACGAAAAGUGAAAAUGGCGUAAAAGUCGACAAACAUCGCACACGGGUCAAGAAAAGUGAGAAACGCACGCGAACAGUAAAGUGAAGCAAAGUGAGGAAUUUUUCGGAACAAUUUAAACGAGAAAAAUUACAAAAAAACAUUGAAAAAAUAAUAAAAACAGAAAAGUGACCGAAAUACGACAAAAGUAAUAAAUCAUCGAAAAAAAAAGAAAAUUUUUCGACAAACGAACACUUUUUUACUUCAACACAAACCUUUGCAUAUUUCGGCCUAAGAAAGUUUGGCCGAAAUAUCCACAAUAAAAAUUAGUCAAAACGUUUUGCACGGAAGCAAUAAGAAUUAUGGGCUGUACGCAGAGUGCAGAGGAGAGAGCUGCUGCCGCUCGUAGCAGAUUAAUAGAACGAAAUUUGAAAGAAGAUGGCAUUCAAGCUGCCAAAGACAUCAAGUUGUUGCUACUUGGUGCUGGCGAAUCAGGAAAAAGUACGAUUGUCAAACAAAUGAAAAUUAUCCACGAAAGCGGAUUCACGUCAGAGGAUUUCAAACAAUAUAGACCCGUGGUUUACAGCAACACGAUUCAAUCUUUAGUUGCAAUAUUGAGAGCAAUGCCGAAUCUCAAUAUUGCAUUUGGAAAUAAUGAGCGGGAGUGCGAUGCAAAGAUGGUGUUCGAUGUCGUUCAACGGAUGCACGACACAGAACCUUUCUCGGAAGACCUUCUGCUGGCGAUGAAACGAUUGUGGGCCGAUUCGGGCGUUCAAGAGUGCUUCAGUCGCAGCAACGAGUACCAAUUGAACGAUUCAGCAAAAUACUUCUUAGACGACCUAGAUCGAUUAGGGGCUAAAGACUAUCAGCCUACAGAGCAAGAUAUUUUAAGGACACGUGUCAAAACAACUGGAAUCGUCGAAGUUCAUUUCUCCUUUAAAAAUCUCAAUUUCAAGUUGUUCGAUGUCGGCGGUCAACGAUCCGAACGGAAGAAAUGGAUUCACUGCUUCGAAGAUGUCACGGCAAUCAUUUUCUGUGUCGCCAUGUCGGAAUAUGAUCAGGUUCUGCACGAAGAUGAGACUACUAAUCGAAUGCAAGAGUCACUGAAAUUAUUUGAUUCGAUUUGUAACAACAAAUGGUUCACUGAUACGUCGAUCAUUUUAUUCUUGAACAAGAAGGAUUUGUUCGAAGAGAAAAUCAGGAAAAGUCCUUUGACGAUUUGUUUCCCUGAAUAUACAGGAGGACAAGAAUACGGCGAAGCAGCUGCUUACAUCCAAGCCCAAUUCGAAGCGAAGAACAAAUCGACAUCCAAGGAGAUCUAUUGCCAUAUGACCUGCGCCACAGAUACAAACAACAUUCAAUUCGUAUUUGAUGCUGUAACUGACGUUAUAAUAGCAAAUAACUUAAGAGGGUGUGGUCUAUACUAAAUUAAGCUAUUUAAAAAAAUAAUUACACAAAAAAAUUAAGCAACUACGUAAAAAAAAUGUUUAAUUAUUAUUAUUAUAACAAGAAAAAAAAAGCUAUUUAUUGAUUGAUUGAUUAAAAUCUUGUAAUUUACUAAAAGUAGACAAAACAAAAGAAUAUAAUUUAAUUGAAAAUAUAUAUAAAUAUAAUAAAUUUUAAUGUUAAGGAUACAACAACUACACAACACAUAAAA